CGGUUCGGUCUGGUCACCAACCGGUUGCCGCCUAUAUAAUGUAACGGCGGCCAGCGUCCUGGGCGAUUCCCCAAUCCGUCGGUGGCGGCAGAGCGGCGAUGAAGGAGAUGCAUGACGGCGGCGAUUCCGACGCACCGGAGGAGCUUACUGCCGCCGAGGGUCGCUCAUGAGAAUAAAGAACGUAGGAGACUAUGGGCGCAGAGAAAGACUCAACCAAAACAGAAGAAAGGUGUAGAAGCUGAAGAGACUGAACAACCAGAUGACGCACCCAGUAUACCAGGAAUGCUUCCAAGCAACAUAGUUGCUGUUCUUGCAGCCCGUGAAAAGUUAACGUUCUCAUCAGACUCUGAGGAAGAAAUUGUAAAGCAGAAAAACACUAAAAGAAAGAAAAAGAAGAAAGCAUUGGGGCCUGAGACAAUUCUCCUGAAGGACAUUCCUCCUCCCCAAUGCCUGGAAAAUUCCUUGGAAUUUUUGAAGAGGAGAAAGAUGCAGGUCCCCAGAUCAUCUUCCAUUCUGAAGAAUGCGGACCAGGCAUUGCGUCUCCUUUCAUCAAAAGGUAGCUUGCGGAGGCUGAGUUAGCGAAUUUGACAUUGUUUUAACUCAUAGUAUCCAAGAUAUUAGCACCGGGGCACCUUACCUUAAUUUGUUGGCUUACAAUUUACGUAUUUUGCAACCUUACUUGGAGUCUUGCAAUGCAACGUGAGAACAGCAUAUUAUUUGGAAUUGUAUCGAAAUUUACGACACCUUAGGAGGGUGGAGGAUGGUUUUUUAUGUUUGUGAAUUAAUUAAUCUGGUUAUAUAGGUGAUUCAAUUUUCUCA
Musa acuminata AAA Group (dessert banana) is the source of this 819-nucleotide messenger RNA. RefSeq lists its product as uncharacterized. The record is from RefSeq and is a predicted model, not a curated record. Bases 112 to 579 code for a protein of 155 amino acids. NCBI's taxonomy places the organism in Eukaryota, Viridiplantae, Streptophyta, Magnoliopsida, Zingiberales, Musaceae. The transcript has 4 exons.